CUGUCACCUUCCUCCGGAAGUAGAAGGUCAUGUCAGAUUGUCAGUGGUAUCAUUAUGGCGACUUGUAGUGUUUUUAAACCUGGACUCUUCCAACACAAAGUGGCGAUUGUGACUGGGGGAGGCACUGGAAUCGGAAAAGCAAUAGCGGCUGAGUUGUUGACAUUAGGUUGCAGUGUGGUUAUUGCAUCACGUAAACUUGAUCGUUUAAAAGACACUGCUAAAGAACUGAUUACUAAAUUGUCACCUUCUAGUCCCACUCUGCUGACACCACUUCAAUGUAAUAUACGUAAAGAGGAAGAGGUGGAAUCUCUUGUAAAAUCUACUUUGGAUCUCUAUGGCCGGAUUGAUUUUCUGGUAAACAAUGGAGGAGGCCAGUUCCCUAGUCCAAGUGAAGCAAUUACUUCCAAAGGAUGGAACGCAGUGGUAGAUACCAACCUUACAGGAACAUUUUACUGUUGCAAAGCAGUAUACAAUGCCUGGAUGAAGGAGCAUGGAGGAGCCAUUGUGAAUAUUGUUGCUGAUAUGUGGAAAGGAUUUCCUGGCAUGUCGCACACAGGAGCAGCAAGAGCUGCUGUGGACAAUCUGACAAAAAGCUUGGCAAUUGAGUGGGCUCACAACGGUGUAAGGAUCAACUCCAUUGCGCCUGGAACAAUCUUUUCACAAACUGCUGUUGAAAAUUAUAAAGACAUUGGACCACAACUGUUUCACAGCUACAUCCCAAAAAUUCCAGCUAAGCGUCUUGGACUUCCCGAAGAGAUUUCGCCCAUGGUCUGUUUUUUGCUCUCUCCUGUUGCUUCUUACAUCACAGGAGAGACUGUAAAGGUUGAUGCUGGCCAAAGCUUGUACCAGUCUCCUUGGGAAGUACCAGAUCAUAAUCGAUGGCCAGAGGCACCUGAAAGUGAUAACGCCAAAGCUUUAAAGAAGAUGUUUUCUAUCAUCCCUCCACCAAAGCUUUAAUUUUUCAUUGGAAUUCCAGAGUCAUACUGGAAACAAAAACUGUAGCUGAUGAAUAAAUAAUCUUUAAGUAAUUUAUCUCUUGCCAUAAGCUACGAUUGUAAAACACAUGUACGUUUUUCAAAGUGUAUAUAAUUUUUUGAUUCCUAAUAAAGUGUAUUGGCUUUGUAAAAAUCAAUAUUUGUAGAUAAUUAAAUAAACUGUUCUACUGUGCUUUAAUGGAUAAAUACAGCCUGCAAUAAAGUUGCUGUUCUUCAAACCUCA
This is a messenger RNA of Bombina bombina (fire-bellied toad), 1218 nucleotides long. RefSeq names its product peroxisomal trans-2-enoyl-CoA reductase (gene PECR). Gene Ontology annotation, biological process: phytol metabolic process. Gene Ontology annotation, molecular function: trans-2-enoyl-CoA reductase (NADPH) activity. Gene Ontology annotation, cellular component: peroxisome. The transcript has 8 exons. NCBI's taxonomy places the organism in Eukaryota, Metazoa, Chordata, Amphibia, Anura, Bombinatoridae. The coding region runs from base 55 to 957 and encodes 300 amino acids. The record is from RefSeq and is a predicted model, not a curated record.